Messenger RNA from Microthlaspi erraticum, 1314 nucleotides. Lineage: Eukaryota; Viridiplantae; Streptophyta; Magnoliopsida; Brassicales; Brassicaceae. The record is from the annotation of a GenBank genome assembly.
AUGAUGAAAGAGGUGAAGGAGGCUUUUCGUUUUGUAAAUUCAUCUGCCUUGUGGUACAUGCUUCUUUGGACUAUUUCUCUCGUUUCUUCCUACUUGCAAUUGCUUAGAGCAAGGAUCUUGGGCUCAAAAUCUACUCCCAUUUCUGCCUCCAUUGAUCCAAAUCUUGGAUCUUCAAGACCCAUUUGUGUUAUCACUGGUGCUACUUCUGGACUUGGUAAGGCAACUGCAUUUUCUCUUGCCGAGAAGGGUUUCCACAUUGUUCUUGUUGGACGGUCCCCACAGCUUCUUUCAGAGACUUUGAAGGAAAUCAAGAGCAGGAACAAAGAUGCACAACUCAAAACUUUCGAAGUUGACAUGUCUUCUUUUAAAUCAAUCUUCAAGUUCAAAAACUCUCUAGAGAAAUGGCUCCCGGACUCAGAGUUACAUCCUUCGAUUCAGCUUCUGGUGAACAAUGCUGGGAUCAUGGCAACUUCUAGUCGACCAACCACGGAUGGUUAUGAUAGGAUGAUGGCUACAAACUAUAUAGGUCCAUUCUGUUUGACCAAACUUCUUUUGCCACUUCUGAAAAACAGCUCUGUGCCUUCACGGGUCGUCAACGUUACAUCUUUCACACAUCGUUACGCUUCUCUUCGGAAGUUUGACAAGGAUUCUGUAACUGGAGUAUAUUUGUGGGCACUAAACAAAUAUCCUUAUCCUCAGACCUACGAGUAUUCAAAAUUAUGUCUUCUACUUUUCUCAUAUGAAUUGCACAGACAACUUCGCCUCACAGACGAUUCACACCAUGUCACUGUUAUAGCUGCAGAUCCCGGAUUUGCGAAAACCAAUAUAAUGCACGAGUUUCCUUCAUACGUACUUGCCAUAGCGUUUCUUGGUUUCAAAAUUCUUGGACUCCUCCAAUCUCCACACGAAGGAGCUGAAUCUUUCAUCGAUGCUGCUUUAGCUCCACCUGAAACAUCAGGUGCUUAUUAUUUUGGAGGAAAAGGAAGGACCAUUGAGUCAUCACAAGUUUCUAGAGACUCCAAACUCGCUGAACAACUUUGGGAAACUUCUUGUUUCGUUCGUUUGAUAUCUUGGAUCAAAAGGUUUUCUGGUAGAGGAGAUUAUAAUCACCGGAUCGAGAUCAACAUAUAUCUAUACAUAAAGAGCGUGAAUGAGAUUAUGAUGGAAUCGAAAGCUGGUAAUAAGAAGUCUAGCACUAGUUCCUUAUUCUACGAAGCACCCCUCGGUUACAGCAUUGAAGACGUUCGUCCCAACGGUGGAAUCAAGAAAUUCAAAUCUUCUGUCUACUCUAACUGCGCGAAGAGGCCUUCCUGA